GCGGCACAGCCUCCCUCCGUCCCUCGGCUGCUCGUGGACCCUCCGGAGAGUGCAAGCCUCCGCGAUGUCUGCGCAGAGCCUCCUCAACAGCGUCUUCUCCUGCUCCUCGGCGCCUCCUGCCUCUUCCGCGAAGAGCCUCUCCAAGCGGAGGCUCCGCCAGACCCGCAGCCUGGACCCGGCCGUGCUGUCCCGCGGCAGAGGCGGCGGCGCUUCGGCGGAGUUCCCCCCCUCCUCCGCCUCCUCCUCCUUGGCCUGGGCGCGCGCCCUCUCGCGCCCGCCCGCCGCCCUCGCGCCCCCGGGGGCCUGCGCCUCGCUCUCCACGCCCAGCACCCCGCUGGACAAGUCGCCCUCCGGCAGCUGCCACUUCGAGUACGAGCCCGCCGGGCGCGGGAAGCGGCACACGGCCUGGGAGCUGCCCUUCCUGGCCCGGGCGCCCUCCGCCUCCGCUCUCAGCAGCGCCCCCAGCGGCGGAGGCGCCAACAGCAUCUUCUUCUCGCCCAGGAAGUGGCUCCAGCAGAGGAAAGGGGCCGCCCAGGGGCCCAGGAGCCCCGCCCUCUGGAAAGCCCAGGGUGACUUCACUUGGAAUAGUAUGUCGGGGCGCAGUGUUCGACUCAAAUCUGUUCCUGUCCAAAGUCUUUCAGAAUUGGAGCGUGCCCGCCUACAGGAAGUGGCUUUUUAUCAGUUGCAGCAGGACUGUGACCUAGGAUGUCAGAUAACUAUUCCCAAAGAUGGACAAAAAAGGAAGAAAUCAUUACGAAAGAAACUGGAUUCCCUUGGAAAGGAAAAAAACAAAGAUAAAGAGUUUGUACCCCAGGCUUUUGGUAUGCCUUUAUCACAAGUAAUAGCUAAUGAUCGGGCCUACAAACUGAAGCAGGACAUUCAGAAGGAAGAGCAGAGGGAUGUUUCAGAAUUUGUAGCCUCCCUUUUACCAUUUGGGAGCAAAAGACAAAACAAGGAACUCUCAAGCAGUAACUCAUCUCUUAGCUCCACCUCAGAAACACCAAAUGAAUCUACUUCACCAAAUACUCCAGAACCAGCUCCACGAGCCAGAAGGAGAGGUGCAAUGUCUGUGGACUCCAUUACUGAUCUUGAUGACAGUCAGUCUCGACUGCUGGAAGCUCUACAGCUGUCACUGCCUGCUGAAGCACAGAGCAAGAAAGAAAAAUCCCGGGACAAAAAACUUAGUCUCAAUCCUAUUUACAGGCAAGUUCCUCGGCUUGUAGACAGUUGCUGCCAGCAUUUAGAAAAACACGGUCUCCAAACAGUAGGUAUAUUCAGAGUCGGGAGCUCAAAAAAGAGAGUAAGACAGUUACGUGAGGAAUUUGACCGUGGUGUAGAUGUUGUGCUGGAUGAAGAACAUAGCAUUCAUGAUGUGGCUGCUUUACUAAAGGAAUUCCUUCGUGACAUGCCUGACCCACUCCUGACUCGAGAGCUUUAUACUCCUUUUAUCAACACUCUCUUAUUAGAGCCUCAUGAACAACUAAGCACGUUGCAACUUCUUAUUUUUCUUCUCCCUCCCUGCAACUGUGACACCUUGCAUCGACUCUUGCAGUUCCUCGCCACUGUAGCUAGCCAUGCAGAAGACCGAAUAGAUGAAGACAGCCAGGAAAUUCUUGGUAACAAAAUGACGUCACUCAACCUAGCCACUAUAUUUGGACCUAAUCUGUUGCAUAAACAGAAGACAACAGACAAAGAAUUCACAGUUCAAAGUACAGCACGUGCUGAAGAAAGCAAUGCAAUUAUUACAGUGGUGCAGAAGAUGGUUGAAAACUAUGAAAUGCUUUUCAUGGUCCCAGCUGACCUUCAAAAUGAAGUUCUUAUUAGUCUGCUUGAGACUGACCCUGAUGUUGUUGACUAUUUGCUGAGGAGGAAAGCAUCCCAGUCAUCAAGCCCUGAAGCACUCCAGUCGGAAGGUUCUUUCUCCAUGGAAGGCAGACAUUCGUCCAUAGAUUCAAAUAGAGCCUCAAGUGGCGACAUCUCACCUUACGACAACAAUUCCCCAGUGCUCUCUGAACGGUCUCUUUUGGCAAUGCAAGAAGACCUGUCCCUCAGUUCUGAAAAGUUGUUUAAAGUGCCGGAACAAUGCACCUUGAUUAGUCAUUUUCAACCAAAAUCAAGAGAAAAUUCCCUUGGAUCAUGGCUUGGGAAAGAUGCUUCAGAGGACUAUUUUGACAUAUGGGGAACCUGGCAUUCAACGUUGAAAAGUAGUAACAAAGAUACAGAUAUUGCAGGGUCCCAUGGAGACAUCUUUGAAAGCAGCUCGCUACGGCCAGGCCAGUGCUCUCUUUCUCAAGGGAACCUGUCACUGCCUUCAUCCCAGUGGCGAGGGAGCAACACAGAAUUAGAUCACGGGAGGCAAGCCAUCCGAAGGAGCCAGACUGCAGCCGCCCUUCCUGAAUGUCGUCCACAUCCCCCCCUCUCUCGGGUUUGCAGCACCCCACAAAUGGAGGUCAGCAGAAGGAAUUCUAGCCAGUCCAAUCCAGAGCAGCAUUUCUCUGCGGGAAACACAGAACACCUUACAGAACAAGACUCAGAUGCAGCUUGUUUGCAUAACAUGGGGAAACCCUUGUACUUGAGGCAAGCUGAAGUAAUGUGUCGAGACAGGCCACCACCACCUUAUCCGGACAAAGCAAAGCCAACUUGCACCUUGCAGGCCAUUGCCUCUCCAACUGAGAAUCCAUUGUGGAGGCUUCGGAGGCCAGAUUCCCAUUCAGGGACCAUAGGAGCAAGAAUAAUGACUCAAGUGCCUGAGCAGGCAGCCCUAUGUGAGGAGCAACAAGACCAAAAAGAGAGGAGGGCUUCCAUCCCAGAGAGCGAGCAGAACAAUAAGCAUUUGUCAGAGCCAGACUGGCAUGACUGGCAAAGGGAUCGAUGGCAAAUCUGGGAAAUUUUAUCACCCGAUAAUCCAGACUCUCUCCCUGAAACACUAGUAUGAGUGGAAGAUCCCACUUGGAGUGACAUUGCUUUUUCACAGCCAAAGAAAGAAUGGGACCGGGGACUGAAUUCUAGCUUUGUUUUAUACCAAGCAGAUAAUAUGCCAUUUGUUUGGAUUUUUUUUCAACAAAAAAACUAUGAUCACUUUAUAAUUUUUUUAGUAGCACUGUAAAAUUUAUGAAUUUUGUUCUGGCUUGUAAUUGUCAUAAGAAGUAAAAAUGCGAUAACAAUUCAAGGCCUAACCACUCUGUAAAAUAUAAGCUGCGUGUAUGAUAAAAUCUGCAGCCUUGAUGUUGCUAAAAUGUAUUUAUGUAUCUGCCGUUCAGAUGAUUGUAUAUUCUGCAAAAAGUCUUCUUUUUUUGUACAAUGGUAUUUUCAUAUGCAAGAGAAAACAACUUUUGACUGCUUUUUUAAAAGAAAGAAUUAUUUUAAUCACCGCACUUAGUAAUAUUACCACAAUAUGUAUUGAGGCUCUCUUUGAAGUGCACAAGCUGGUUUCUGUGCUUUUAAACUAACCUGUUUGUGGGAGACAUAUAUUUUCACUAUGAAGAACACUAAUGUGGAAUGGAAACAUUCAAAGCCAUAUAUUUUAUAGUGAGCAAGUUAGAGGCAGAACUGCAAAUAAAAGUUAAAAAUUGAUGCAAUAUGUUAAGAUUUGAUGCAAUAUGAUAAUAUAUAUAUAUAUUAGACUAUUAGAAAGCAAUUUCAGUUAAUCCUUCAGAAGCAAGGCCGUGCCUAAAAAAAAAAAGAAAUCAAGAAAUCCCAAAGAUCUUUUUGCCAUUCCAGAACUAAUGCAAUUUUGUAUACACAAUAUAUAAUAUAUAUUUAUAAAUACAUAGUUUUAAAGCAAACUGGAAUCCAAAUUAGUAACUAAAAUAAGUCAUUUCUUUCUGAAAUCUCAAAUCAGUCAGAAUUAAAGAGGACUACCCCUUGUUGUACAUUGAACAAGUAUUUGUAGGAUCCCACAUAAAAAUUCCAGAAGAAAUCAUAUUAAAAGUGUAAUACUGUCUUUUUAAAGAGUUGUUUCAGUGCAAGUCAUAGCUUAACUGCAAAAGUGUUUUGGGCCAGCAGAUGGCAAUAUGUUGCUACUUCAAAGUUUUUUCCUCCCUUCACAAGGAAAAGAUCUGUCUGUAAUCUUCUUAUAAAUACACUUGUCUUAAUUUUGACGCAGUUACUUAUCCAGUGACGUCUUUAAAUUAUAUCUCGUGCCACAAUGGAAUAAAACUCUACCAAACAAGAA
Molecule: messenger RNA, 4174 nt
Organism: Anolis sagrei ordinatus
Lineage: Eukaryota; Metazoa; Chordata; Lepidosauria; Squamata; Anolidae
Gene: ARHGAP6
Product: Rho GTPase activating protein 6
Biological process (GO): signal transduction
Source: RefSeq, a predicted model, not a curated record